Dioszegia hungarica is the source of this 597-nucleotide messenger RNA. RefSeq lists its product as uncharacterized. Lineage: Eukaryota; Fungi; Basidiomycota; Tremellomycetes; Tremellales; Bulleribasidiaceae. The coding region runs from base 1 to 597 and encodes 198 amino acids. The transcript has a single exon. The record is from RefSeq and is a predicted model, not a curated record.
AUGUCUCUCGCCAGACCAGAUCCUGGACAAGGGCACGAGAUCUCCCCUGUGCAGACCGCCUCGGCUACAUCGAGCGCCCCGACAUCCACCUCCCCGUCGGACAUCCAAAGCCCUCCUCAACCCGCUCUCGCCCUCUCCGAGCCCAUAUCCCGCCCUACCCCCGAAGAAGCCACCUCCUUCCUCACUGCCCUCCUGGACCGCCCACUCCGCGUGACCCUCAAGGAUCGCCGUACAGUGGUCGGCCUCCUACACGUUAUCGACGGCGGAGGCAACAUGGUCCUGUCCGAAGCGGAAGAGUUCCCGUCCUGGCUCGGCGACCUGUUUGAUGUGAACCGCGAGCUGGAGCUUCACGGGGAUCGGGAAGAUCUGCUCCGGAGAAGGGAAGAAGUCGAGAGGGGCUUGCAGGAAAGAUGGGAGAACGGGGAGCAGUGGGACCCCCGGUCGGAGCCUUUCGGUGGACCAGGGACCGGGUGGGGCGGAAGGGGGCUGGGGUUGGUUUUGAUAAAGGAGGCGGACUGUACGAGGAUUGAGCUGGUGGAUGAUAGGGAACAAGGGGCCGGGCAAGGCGCUGGGGAGGAAGUGGGAGCCAUAUCGUGA